AGCUCACGAAUCACGAUAAAGCUACGUUUUAAGUCUGUACUAUUCAAUCGUCAGCUGAAAAUUACCGUGUUUAUGCGUAAUAAUUGUGUUUAUUUUUAUCACUUGUAAAUUUUAAGGAAGACAACAUGGCAACAGGAGUAAAACCUCGUGAUGAAGAACCCAAUUUUACUAAAGCAGAUCUCGAAGCAAUUCAAGACGCUAUGAAAAGCAAGAAAUUUCGAGAACUACUUAACGAAUACUGCGAUGAAGUACGUGACCCGGCAAAUCAAGCAAUCUAUCAAAAAGAAAUGACCCAACUAGAAAAGGAACGUGGCUACGAUGUAACUUUCAUCAAUCCUAAAGGCAGUUAUGUUAUUAAAACGAGCGUCGCUGGCGACAGAAAGGCUUUUAUAAAUAUUUGCAGCAAUGAGAAUAUUGAGAAACCAUCUUGCCGUGUUCAGGAGAUUAAUGGUCAAAAAGGUAUGAAUUGGCAACUACCAUAUACCCUUAUUCCUCCUCGGGAAGAUUUCGAUCACAACAAACAACGCUGCGUAAUUUACGAUGUUGUUUUUCACCCGGACACACUGCGCAUGGCAGAGGUUAACAAAAAAUUCAGAGAAUUGGUAAACAAAAGUGCCUUUGAUGGAUUACAGAAAACAUACAACAUUCACUUAGAUAGCAACAAUUGCCGCUUUCCUAAGUCUUACUACAAAGGAAUGUCGACCGCGGCUGUGAUUAGGAAAGAAGACCCUAACUUUAAACCAGUUACUGAUGAAGAAAAUGAGGAAUUAUCCCAAGAUGUAAUUGACAAGUUAUAUCCUCAGCAUUUAUAUCCAGACAAAAAACAAUCUCCAGAAGUUAAAACAAAUAAAAGUAUAAAAGAACAUAGAAAAAAAGCAAAAAACUGUCAUAAAGAUUACACUCAUGCCUCCGAAAAUGGUUAUACAAUGCCAAAAUAUGUUAUUAAACAGCAAAAAAAUGUUGACAUGCAGGAAUUUACUAACAGUAGAGAUUGUAAACACUACUCUGCUAUACCAAGUCAUAUAGUUGUUGAAAUAAACAUGCCGCUUAUCUCGUCAACACAAGAUUGUUCUUUAGAUGUUCGGGAGAAGACAUUAAGUUUAAUCACUGAAAAACCAGCAAAAUAUAAAUUAGACCUUGAAUUGCCAUAUCCUGUUAAUAGCGAUUGUGGCAAUGCUAGAUUUGACAAAACUAAACAUACUCUAACUAUAACUUUACCUGUAAUCAGAAAGAGUUUAUCCAGUACUUCAUUGUCCCUGAAAGGAGACAGUGGGGUUGAAAGUGAAGAUACUUCUAACAGUGAUGAAGAAUGUAAGACAAAUCUUAUAGAAGAAAUAUCAUCUACUCCAUCAGAACCCACUGGAUAUAAGUCACUCAGCCCUAUUGAUGAAACUGGAUUCUUGGAUUCCUCAAUUGGUUACACACUCCCUCCAUAUACAUACAAUGCAUUAGAUGAUAUUCUAGCUUUCACAUUUCAUGUUAAAAAUACCGAACCUGAUUCUGUGAAAGUAAAGCAUGACAAAAACAGUAUAUAUAUCAAGUUCUCCUCUCUUGGUUCUGGGUUUGUUCCUUUACACUAUGCAGCCCUAAUUGUAUUCAGCGAUGAAAUAAAUUUGGAAAAUGUAUCCGGUGAAGCUUGGGACAAUAAUGUUAUUUUACAAUUAGAAGUGCUUGGAAACCUACCUGAAAAAUUCCAAAUCGGUUUGACAGAAAGUGACAUGAAAACUGAAUGCUUUGAUGUCGUUCCAACUAAGCAAAUUGUUAAUACAGAAGAAUUUGAUGAAAAGACAUCAGAAGAGGAUACCCUAACUCCAUUAAUAGAAGUCACGAACUUUGGAAAAGAAACAAAUAUUGUUGUGUCAUCAAAAAGCAAUGAAGAUGUCCUUGAUGAGGAUGAUGAUGACGAAGAAAAUGAAAGAGAAAUUGUUUGGACGGAAUCAUUCACUACAACUGGAGCCAAGAGCAUCUUACGCAAGUCUAUGCCCAUGAUGCGUAGUUUCUCUGAAUCAAGCGCUGGAGAUAUAGCAUCAUCCAUGGACUAUAUCAGCUCUGAUUAUAUCCAUGAGGAAUCUAGUUUAAAAAAGACUGUUAGGUUUAAUGAUGUCAUUGCUAAGCAAUUUUACAGAUAUAAUUCUUCAAUUGAGGGCCAAAAAAAGAAAAAUCAGCGUAAGAAGAGCAAAAAACGUAACCUUGAAAGGCGUAAGAGUGAAAGUGAAGCUGAAGAUGACACUUCAAAUUCAUUAAAGUUUUCCAAACCAAGGAAGGCUUCUAUCAAACAGCGUCAUGACAGUGGUGUGCCGGACACUUCAGAUGCUGAGGAAAGUAAAAAUGUAAUGUCCGACAGUGAUUUUUACAGCAACCAGUAUGAUGAAAAUGCCAAUGAAAACACUAUAAAAACAGAAAAAACAAAGAAUUUGGACAGUAAUGGUAACAAAAACAUUGAAAAUUGGCAGAGAGAUGCAAAACCUUUGACACAAAAGAAGCAGUCAUGUGAUAGUAUAAAACAUAACACAAAUCUCUAUGAUCCCGACAGAUUAAACAAAGGCCAAUAUCUGGAAGUCCAAUUCAAGAAUGAUCUCAUAUUUGAUCUUGAUAUGUGAGCUUUGCCAUUUUGUUAUGGUGUGAGGCACUAAGUUUUAUUGUAUUUUCUAGUUUCCCUAGUUUUAACCCAGUGUGCUCAUGAGUGAAUAUAUUUUAUUUUAUUCAUUAAACCUUUCCAUUAUGAAUUGUAUGCUUUUACAUCGUUUAUGUUUUAUGGGCUAAGUUUAUGGCAAUAGUUUUAUAUUUAUUAUUCUUCAUGAAGGGCCAUAAUUUUACAAAGAUUAUCAAAUCAUUUCUAGUACGUGAAAUUAACUUUUUUUUGUUAUUGCAAAGUUAUGUUCAAUUUAGACAAUAUUUUACUGUGUAGAACACAUGCAAUGGUACAAAUUAGAUGUAGUAUAACUAAUUGACAUACUUUUGUACGUAAAAAAAAAUAUCUACUAUCUUAAUACAGUCAACGAAUGGCACUUUUAUAUUUUUAUAACAAUUCCAAUUUGAACAUAAAAGCAAUAAAAAAUUGAAUAACAACACCAUUAAAGCCUAUUGGUGAUAUUUAAAAAUUGUACGCCUAAGAAUUAUGCAUAUAUCUUUGCUCAAUUCUUGUUAGUGCCUUUACUUAAAUCGGAAUAGGUAUAGAUAUAGCACAAUAACUUAGCUGUUGUCAUAAACCUUGCAUUUACAUUGUAUUAGUAUUGAAGUGUGUUAGAAUAUAAAUGUGUUAUGUUGAGAAAGUCUAUGUUUAAUUAUUGUAAUGUUUCGAAUAGUAAUUUAAUAGAAGUAUGAAAUUUA
Molecule: messenger RNA, 3330 nt
Organism: Danaus plexippus (monarch butterfly)
Lineage: Eukaryota; Metazoa; Arthropoda; Insecta; Lepidoptera; Nymphalidae
Gene: Nop17l
Product: protein kintoun
Exons: 3
Coding region: 126-2600 (824 amino acids)
Biological process (GO): axonemal dynein complex assembly
Cellular component (GO): cytoplasm
Source: RefSeq, a predicted model, not a curated record